This is a messenger RNA of Wasmannia auropunctata (little fire ant), 879 nucleotides long. Its product is annotated as N-acetylserotonin O-methyltransferase-like protein. Gene Ontology annotation, molecular function: nucleoside triphosphate diphosphatase activity. The transcript is spliced from 4 exons. The record is from RefSeq and is a predicted model, not a curated record. NCBI's taxonomy places the organism in Eukaryota, Metazoa, Arthropoda, Insecta, Hymenoptera, Formicidae. The coding region runs from base 178 to 795 and encodes 205 amino acids.
CGGGCCGGCCGCACCGUUGCAGUGUUUACGUUCGCGCGUUAUGCGCGUCAAUGCGCACCACGUGUGAUCGCGAUCGUGCGAUCGGUCUAACCGGACGGUCUUCGGGCGAGUUUCGCGCGCUAAAGUAGCAGGUGUCGUUGAACAACAGUCGAACUUUCGUGUUGCACGUCGGGCAGGAUGCUGGAGUCGACUCUUCAAGCCCUGGCGUGCGGUAGGACGAUCUUGGCCAGCGGCUCCCCGAGGCGGCACGACAUAAUCAGACACCUGCGCAUAAACGCAGAAGUGGUGCCGUCCCUCUACGACGAGAAGCUCGACAGGUCCGAGUACCGGGGGCACGGGGAGUACGUGCAGGACAUAGCCAGGUACAAGGUGCUCGAGGUGUACGAGCGUCUGAAGGCGGACCCGGUGCCGCCGUCGUUGAUAAUAGGCGCGGACACCAUGGUGACGAUGGGCGACGUCAUUUACGGAAAGCCUCGGAACGAAGCGGACGCCUUUCGGAUAUUGUCCAGCUUAGCGAAUAAGCAGCACGUUGUCUACACCGGCGUGUGCCUGAAAACAUCAAAGACCGAAAUCCAGUUUUACGAGUCUGCCAAAGUAAAGUUCGGAGACAUAUCGGAGAGACAAAUAAGAGAGUACAUUAGAACUGGUGAUCCUAUGGAUAAAGCAGGAGGCUACGGUCUUCAGGGUAUAGGGGCUUGCCUGAUCGAAAGAAUAGAUGGUGAUUAUUACACCAUAACGGGCCUGCCGCUGUACUCGUUGGCCAAGCAACUGAACCGAAUGUUCUCCAACAUUUAGCGAGAAUAUCACGCUGUGCCUGUCAGUACCUGAAUCAUUGUACCGUUGUCGUACCUACGUGAAUAAAUUUUAUUAAUGCUAAAA